AUGGCUGUGGGAAGGAACAACACAAUUGUUACAAAGUUCAUCCUCAUGGGAUUUUCAGAUCAUCCUCAAAUGAAGAUUUUCCUUUUUGUAUUAUUUCUGGGGAUCUACCUCUUGACCCUGACCUGGAACCUAAGCCUCAUUGCCCUCAUCAAGGCGGACCCUCACUUGCACACACCCAUGUACUUCUUCCUUAGUAACCUGUCUUUCUUGGACAUCUGCUAUGUGUCCUCCACAGCCCCCAAGAUGCUCUCUGACAUCAUCACAGAGCAGAAAACCAUUUCUUUUGUUGGCUGUGCCACGCAGUACUUUGUCUUCUGUGGAAUGGGGCUGACAGAAUGCUUCCUCUUGGCAGCCAUGGCCUAUGACCGUUAUGCUGCCAUCUGCAAUCCAUUGCUCUACACGGCUCUUGUGUCCCAUACCGUUUGUUUAAAGAUGGUGGCUGGGGCCUAUGUGGGUGGGUUCCUUAGUUCUUUGAUUGAGACAUAUUCCAUUUAUCACCAUGACUUCUGUGGGCCGAACAUGAUCAACCACUUCUUCUGUGACCUUCCUCCAGUCCUGGCUCUGUCCUGCUCUGACACCUUCACCAGCCAGGUGGUGACCUUUGUUAUGGGUGUUAUUGUUGGAGUCAUGUCUGUCCUUGUGGUCCUUACCUCUUACAGUUUCAUUGUUACUGCUGUCCUGAAGAUCAGCUCAGCUAAAGGUAGGACCAAGGCAUUUAGCACCUGUGCCUCUCACUUGACAACUGUGACCCUCUUCUAUGGUUCUGGUCUGUUCAUGUAUAUGAGACCUAGUUCCAGCUACUCCCUAAACCGGGACAAGGUGGUGUCCAUAUUCUAUGCUGUGGUGAUUCCCAUGGUGAAUCCCAUCAUCUAUAGCCUUAGGAAUAAGGAGGUUAAAAACGCCAUGAAAAAAGUAGUGGAAAGGGAUCGUAUGCUUUUUCACAGGCAUUCAUUUUUCUGA
Messenger RNA from Tupaia belangeri chinensis (Chinese tree shrew), 960 nucleotides. Its product is annotated as olfactory receptor 5A2. Gene Ontology annotation, molecular function: olfactory receptor activity; G protein-coupled receptor activity. Gene Ontology annotation, cellular component: membrane. Gene Ontology annotation, biological process: G protein-coupled receptor signaling pathway. The record is from RefSeq and is a predicted model, not a curated record. Bases 1 to 960 code for a protein of 319 amino acids. The transcript has a single exon. NCBI's taxonomy places the organism in Eukaryota, Metazoa, Chordata, Mammalia, Scandentia, Tupaiidae.